Molecule: messenger RNA, 564 nt
Organism: Capsicum annuum
Lineage: Eukaryota; Viridiplantae; Streptophyta; Magnoliopsida; Solanales; Solanaceae
Exons: 2
Coding region: 1-564 (187 amino acids)
Molecular function (GO): zinc ion binding
Source: RefSeq, a predicted model, not a curated record
AUGUCAAAGGUUGGAAAGAUUGAUCCAAGAGUUAAGGAAUAUUUGGAAGAAGCUGGAUAUGAUAAAUGGUCUCGAUGUCACUCCCCUGUUAAUAGAGAUAGAAUGAUGACCUCUAAUAUAACUGAAUGUAUUAACGGUUGUUUGGUAGAGGCUAGAGUACUUCCUAUUUUAGGUUUCCUUGAAGAAGUUAGGAUUCUAUCCGCUACAUGGAAUUGUAAGAACAGUGAAAUUACAUCUUAUACAAACACAACACUUGGGAGAAGAUUUCAAGAAAUACUAACUGAUAAUGGAGUUAAAUCAUUGCGGAUGACGGCAGCCGGUAGUUAUUUGUACUGUGUGUAUGAAUCAGGAAGAAGGUACAUUAUUGAUAUUGAUCGUGGCACUUAUAAUUGUUGUCGGUAUCAAAUUGAUGAAAUUUUAUGUGCACAUGCAAUUGCCAUUUUGAAGAGUAUAAAUGUUGAUGGAAAAGAGUAUGGACGUUACUGCUCAGAAUUGUACAGGCCAAACACCAUUGUCAAGACGUAUGAACUCCCCAUAGUUCCUAUGCCAGACAUGAAAGAUUGA